Molecule: messenger RNA, 3296 nt
Organism: Leptopilina heterotoma
Lineage: Eukaryota; Metazoa; Arthropoda; Insecta; Hymenoptera; Figitidae
Gene: TAF1B
Product: TATA box-binding protein-associated factor RNA polymerase I subunit B
Exons: 10
Coding region: 414-3116 (900 amino acids)
Biological process (GO): nucleolar large rRNA transcription by RNA polymerase I; RNA polymerase I preinitiation complex assembly
Cellular component (GO): RNA polymerase transcription factor SL1 complex; RNA polymerase I core factor complex
Molecular function (GO): RNA polymerase I core promoter sequence-specific DNA binding
Source: RefSeq, a predicted model, not a curated record
AACCCAACAAAGACAAACAUUUCCAACAAUUAAAGUGAUUAUAUUAACAAUUAAUUUUUGUUAUCGUUUACCCUUUUACUUGUUCACGUUUACAAGGAUCUUUUAAUUGAUUUUAAAAUUAAAAAUCAUGACUUGAUUUUAUAUAUAUAUAUUCCUGGUAUUUCUGUCGAUUAUUAAAUUUUGUUAGAUUUUAAUUCAAAGGAUUUAAAGUGUCAUAUUUUAUUUGUUUAUAAAUUAGUUCAAGAUAUUUACAGAAAAUAACAUUAUUCAAACUUCAACACCAAAAUAACAAGAAUGAUUUUUUGAUGGAAAAAGAUGAAAAAAAAUACUACCUAACCUAUAUUUGAAUUCACAAGAGCGAAUUUUUUUGAUUGACAUAUUCUAUAAUAGUUAUUUAUAAUUAUUUCAUUAAAAUGUCGAAUACACAAAUUUGUGAAGUUUGUAGAAGCACAAAUUUCGAAAUUAUCGACGGAAACUUCUUUUGUACUCAGUGUUUCACUCAAAAUGAUAAUAUUCAAGAGAAUGUACGAGAGACUAGAAUUGAUCCAACAACACGUAUAAGAUCCAUAGGAAGAAUAAAAGCAAAAAAAGCUGAUAAACCAAUUGAAGGAUGGACGUCAUGGGAAUUGUACAACUUCGUUAUUUAUGGACUAACUAAUGAAGCUAUUGAACUUGGAGCUCCAUCAACAAUAAAACUGACUGUAUUACAAUUGUGGACGGCUUAUUUAAGAAAAUUAGAAGUUGCAUUUACUUCCAAGAAAAAGAAAAAUGUUCCGAAAUUAGCAAAAAUUUUCAACAAAAGAGAUGCGGAAAUAAUUUACGGGAAAAUUGAGCAACGAAAGAAACGAAAGAGAAGAAAAAAUGGUAGUAGUGCUACGUCAAUGGUUUCUAGUUUUCAAAGCUCAGGAAGCACUUCACAUAGAGCAUCAAAAAAAUCUUUGGAAAUUUCUUUAGCAGAGGAAUACGAAAAAGCAAGUUCAGCAAACGAUUCAAUGAGUUCAUUUUCAGCAAAUCAAAGUUUAGUCAGCUUGCAAUCAAGUUUUAGUCAACGUUCUUCUAACAAAAGCAAAUUAAAAUUUAAUAAAGGAGCUAGAGCGGAAGCGAGAAAAAUAAAAGUAUUAUCGUCGAAAGUCUCCUAUUCACGUCGUCGAAAAUCGAGAAAAGGACAAGUAACGACGCGUUAUAAACUUGGACCGCAAGUAAUCACAGCAACAAAAUUAUGGGCAAUUCUUCAUCUUGCAUUCAGAAUACAUGGUGUCAAUAUUCAUCUCUCCGAUAUGCUUCGAUACGGCAAAGAAGGACAUUUGUCGUAUUAUAAAAUGGAUCAUUUGAUUCCCCAGGAAGUUUCCUUAAGCAAAGAGAAUGUUUCAAUGUUAACGCCAAUAAAUGAAUUGACCCACAAAGGUCUUCGUGAAUUGUCAGCUGGGAUUGCAAAUUUUUUGGACGUCACUUUCGACACUCCAAAUUUUCUAUCUCUUGCUGAAAAUUACUGUUUGGAACUACAACUUCCAAGGGGAAUUUUGCUGUAUACAGAAAGACUGUUGGCAUUGUGCUCACCAAAGAUGAUUUUUCAUGGACAAACGUUUAUGCCUAAUUAUGAAGGCAGAGUAAUGGCUUUUAUUAUAGUCGUAAUGAAAAUAUUAUUUGGUAUGGAUGGAAUAACCGAGUACGAAAUCAGUCGAGUUGCCGAAAAGAUAAACAUGCAAGCUACUGAGAGGGAUGUUCUUCUAUCGAAACUAUUUAGUUUCAAUGAAUGGCAACGUUUUAUUGAAUGUCGCAAAGCCGUUUUAUCCGAAGUUCAUUUUCCAAGUAAUCGCAAGUACAAUCCCGAAGCACCAGGAAAUAGUCAUUUGUUUCUAAGAUUUUUGGGUCUAAUACAAUCGAAAAGGGAGGGCGAACAAACGCCAAUUGUAAAUACAGUGAAGCCAAUUCCAGAACUCCUGCGAAAGGGUUUUCAAUCGUGUUUCGAUACUUUAAACGAAAACCUUCCGCCGAUGAAGGAAAUCGCCAUAUUCCCAGCAUCAUUGACGCCACAAUAUUCCUACAUUCAACAACUUUUGGAUGAUCCCUACAAUGAUUUGCCCGCGAUUCUCAAAAUUAAUUUCUACGACACAAAAGUCGGUUACACAACAAAACCAGAUUUAUUAGAGCAACUGGCAAGUCAAUGUGAUAUCGAGCUAAAGAUUAUCGACACAAAUUUGCAUUUUGUCGAGAAACAAGUUUCCGAAUACAACGAUCGACUAGUAUUGAGUAAAGAAAGUUUAUCCGAAACUGUUUUAAUCAAAGAUCCAAAAAAUGAUAAAAUCAAGAGUGAAAGUUUGUUUGAUUAUUUGCACAGAAAAGUUGACAGUAAUGUUUCGGUGAAUCAUACGAAAAAGAAAUAUUACGAUACCAUGAAAUUUUCAUCAAAUAUGGAAUUAGAGUCAAAUGAUGAAUUCAAUUUUGAUCAAGUUGAACACGAUGGAAAACUAUUGAUUCAAAUUGACAGUGAUUCGGACAAUGAGGAAUUAAACAAAUUCGUAAGUGAAAUUGAUCUAACGUCCAGUGAUAAUAUAGCUGAAAAGGAAUUUCGUAAAGCGUACAAUUUAACACUAUCAAAGCACGAGGAGAAAGCAACUUUUGAAUCGAAAACAAUUUUGAGCAAACGACGUCAAGUUGAAAAAAUUUAUCAUCGAAAUGAGAGAGGAAGAUUCACCAAAAUUGAAGAAAAGAUGGGUGAAAUUAAAGAAGAAGAAGAAGAAGCAAGUGGCAGUAAUGAAAAUGAAUUGACAGAUGAUCCGGAAAUUUUAAAUUUGAAGGAUUUUAUCAAGAAUCGAAAUGUUAAAAAUCGUUGCGUUAGUUUUCGACCCUAUAAAGACUAUUGGAUGUAUAAUUGUCUAUUCAGUCGGAUGAGAUUAAACAAUUUUGAAUUAUUCGAAAAAGAAUUGCCAAUCAGUUUUCGUUGGCUGUUGCGCGUAUGUGCCGACACUAUUGAAAUGUCAGAACUCGAUUUAUAUGAAGAAGUUUGCCUAGUCGAAGCUUAUUGUACACAUAUUUUAAAUUCAAAUAACGAAAAAGGAGAUUCACAAAAUACUGUAAACAAAAAAUAUCUUAACUCAGUUUUACAAAAAUGGUAAAGAACUCAAGUUUCCAAGUCCAACUUAAACUUAAGGUUCAAAAUUUCUUUACAUUAAAGUUUAAAACUGUUGGAUUCCAUUUUUUAACUCGUACCUAAUUUUCAUCGAAUGAAAUUAUAAACCGUUUUUUAAAUAAAUGUAAAAAUGUUUAAAAAUAUAAUUUUUCAAAGAAAAAAUAGA